This is a messenger RNA of Magnusiomyces paraingens, 1323 nucleotides long. RefSeq lists its product as uncharacterized. The transcript has a single exon. The record is from RefSeq and is a predicted model, not a curated record. The coding region runs from base 1 to 1323 and encodes 440 amino acids. Lineage: Eukaryota; Fungi; Ascomycota; Dipodascomycetes; Dipodascales; Dipodascaceae.
AUGAAAAACAAAUGGUUAGAGUUUUUCUCAACCCCUCUAGAAACAGAACAAAUCAAAAUCACCACCCUUGAUAUCGGAAAACUGCAAAAGGAAUGCUGCUGGGACUCUACCAUCUCCUUUGAUGAAUAUAAGAAAUUAGAAUCCCACAAUGGAGUCAACUUUAUCCCAUCUAAACCCACGCUUGUAUCGUUUGCAACCUUUGGGGAUUAUAAAUCCUUGGAAACAAAACGGCUUAUAAACUACCUCUCAAUGAAAGAAGUAUCCCCUUAUAACUAUAACUUUGAUGAAGUCUAUAGAUUGUACAAUAUUGCAUCAUGUCUGAUUUCUUUUAUCCAGAUUUUCCAAACCAAAAGCCAAAAGGAGUUUUCUCUAGAAUUAUCGAAUUUCAUCGACACCUCAGCACCCGCUAACGUGAAAACUGACAUUGAACGCUUAUGGAACAUGUUAAAUACAGCAAAUUCUAACAGACUUCACAACAUGGGAGAUUAUAAUACCUUUUUCACAGGGGCUUUGGUUUCUGCAUUAAAGCACGUUCAACCCUCCUUAGUCUUUGUACAAACUUACAAAAAAGCCAUGAGGAUUGUUGCCCAAACGGUAUCUCCCUUUCUGAACAGUAAUCUUCAAAAAUACUUGGAUACCCCAAACAUCUUGACUUUUGAUUACAUUUGUUGGGUCAUUAGUAAAGAAAUUCCUCGGAAACUCAGACCAGAAGUUUUCCUGUUUAUGGAUGAAGCAUUUUUUGGUUCGGUUUUGACCAUUGCGCCUGCUGUUUAUGAAAACAUGAAUAUCCAAAAAUCCUUUUUGGAAACUUCUAAUGGUGCUAUUUCAUUUUCACGGCUGCUACGCAAGUCUUUUAAACUAGAGCCUAUAAUUUGCCCGAAGCAAGAAUUGUGCAUGUUGAUGCACAUGGUUAGCCAUUCUGUUGUUUUUGAUUCUUACACCAAUAUAGCUGAUCAAAUCUCUGAAAAACUGACAAGUAUUGAGAAUAUGGGAUAUAGUAGCGACCCCAAUCAUUAUUUUGAAGCUGAUGAUUAUGACCAUUUUAUUUUUUCUAUGAUUAGCUCUCUUCAAUCGGCAAGCUCCUCACCAACCAUUAUUAAAGCCGGGGAUAAAUAUGUCAAUAAGCAAGUGUUUUCUCCUAGCUUCGUGCCAAAUGAUAUUAACAAUUUACCGGAGGAAUACCAAAGUGAGGUUAAAAGAAGACAAAAUGAGUCUGCUAAAAGCACUAAUAAUAAUAAUAAUAACAAUGGCAAUGGCAAUGGCAAUGGCAAUGGCAAUGGUUACAGAAAACGCCAAAGAUAUCGAUACAAUAAAUAUUAUUGA